Rubroshorea leprosula is the source of this 1214-nucleotide messenger RNA. The record is from the annotation of a GenBank genome assembly. Lineage: Eukaryota; Viridiplantae; Streptophyta; Magnoliopsida; Malvales; Dipterocarpaceae.
GAAAAGCGAAAAGCUCCGACUUUCUUCCUCCCUAAAACCCCAAAACCCUCCCAACCUGCGCCGGCGACGCCGACAAAGUAAAAAUGAGUAGAGGGUCGUUUAUGAAUGCUACCGUCAGCCGGCUGCUACAGAGGGAAACGAUCACCGGCUUCACGGACCCAAUCAACAGAAUUCACCCGGUUUUCAGGAACCAAACGCACGCCCAGACCAGAGACUACCUUCGGAUGCCUCAUUUUCUUAGGAAAGCGAGGGAAUAUGAAAUCCCUCCGUCUCUCUUCUCGUCUACUUUUUCGUCGUCGUCAUCUUGUUCUUCUUCGGCACCGGCGUUUGCAAAGGUUGGACUUAUCGGUUGGUAUUUGGGGAUGGUAAAGUCACGUCCCAUUUUAACCAAGAGUCUCACUAGCUCGGUUAUUUAUAUUGCUGCUGAUUUGUCCGCUCAGACAAUUUUGCGGCCAUCUUCAGAAUCUUAUGAUAUGGUGAGGACAUUGCGUAUGGCUGGAUAUGGAUUCCUAAUUUUAGGACCAUCGUUGCAUUUUUGGUUCAACUUCAUGUCAAGACUCUUUCCAAAAAAGGAUUUAAUCACUACGUUUAAGAAAAUGGCCAUGGGGCAGACAACCUAUGGACCUGCAAUGACUGUUGCAUUCUUGUCUUUGAAUGCUCAACUACAAGGUGAAAGUAAUGCUGAGAUUGUUGCUCGAUUGAAGCGAGAUUUGCUUCCGACGAUGUUAAAUGGCGUCAUGUACUGGCCCAUUUGUGAUUUUAUUACUUUCAGAUUCAUCCCAGUCUAUUUACAGCCACUUGUUAGCAAUUCAUUUUCAUACUUAUGGACUGUCUAUAUGACAUACAUGGCAAGUCUAGAGAAAGCAGGCACAGCUGCAAGCUGAUUGAUCCUCUAACAUCAAAGUCUUCCAUGUACAAGAAUUGAUCACAGCCUUGGAGGAAGCCAAAAACAAAACUCAGGGAUUUCACUCCACUUUGAUUAGGUCAAAAGGGGGGGCAGAGUUCUGAUUAUGGAUUUUAUUUUCUUGUGUUCAGUUUUGUAACCUAAUGUGCAAGAAUCGUGAAAUAUAAAAUAUAUUAAAACUCUUAUUCUUUCUUUUUUCUUUGAUAUUGAGUUGUACAAUGAGGCAAAAACUCUGAUUCUAUUCAUAGACGUGAUGAUUGAUUUCCUUUCAUAAACGAUGUAAUAGGAGAAAUAAUGCAUUCGAUGUUAU